UAAUAUUGAAAAUGGAAAGAGGAAAUGGCGGGUAUAUAUAGUGAGUUUGGUGUGGAGGGUGAGGCUGACAAGACAAAGGUUUUUUCAUCCAUAAAAUACAUGAUGGAAACAAGAAUUGUGCUGGCAAAGCCAUUCACGGUAGAGAGUGAAUCAGAUCCUCCGGACGCAAAUUAUAAAGCUCCAAACUUUUUGCGGCGCAUACUAACUCUCUUUAAGAAUGUGCGCCCAGGAUCUGAUGUCUCCUGCUUCAAGCUGCCACCUGUGUUCAACAUGCCGAAGUCAGAGCUUCAGUGCUAUGGGGAGUGUGUAUAUUCCACAACAUCAAACUUGCUAAGCAUAAUCAACAGUGGGAAGACAUCAAUGGAUAGAUUCAUAUCUGUUGUAGCAUGGAGCAUUUCUACAGUACGCCCCCUAUGGUUUGGACUGGCUCCCUACAAUCCCACACUUGGUGAAACUCACCAUGUUUCCAAAGGAAACCUUAAUGUCUUACUCGAGCAGGUUUCACAUCACCCUCCGGUAUCUGCUCUCCAUGCCACCGAUGAAAAGGAAAAUAUAGAAACGAUAUGGUGCCACGCUACUGUUCCAAAAUUCACUGGUGCAUCAGUAGAAGCUCAUGUGCAUGGCAAACGGCAGCUGAAGCUCCAUAAUCAUGGAGAGACAUACGAAUUGAAUUCUCCUAAUUUUCUUAUCAGAAUGCUUCCAGUCCCUGGAAAUGAUUGGAUAGGCAAUGUUAAUAUCAGGUGCCCACAAACAGGCCUAGUGGCAGAAUUAAGCUACACAACUCAAUCUUUCUUUGGGUUUGGGGCAAGUGGAAGAACGAUUAAAGGGAAGAUCUUUGAUUCAAACUCCAUGAAACUUCUGUACAAAGUUGAAGGUCAUUGGGAUAGUACUGUAACGUUGAAGAAUACAGACAAUUCAGACGUAAGAGUGAUAUAUGAUGCAAAACAAGUUAUUUCAGGGCUCCAACCUCCUAUUGUCAAGGAUCCAGAGAGUGUGUGGCCAACAGAAACAGCUCUUGUUUGGGGUGAGUUGAGCCAAGCCAUUUUGAGCAAAGACUGGGAAAAAGCUAGAGAUGCAAAGAAAAGUGUUGAGGAAAGACAGAGGGAGCUGCAGAGAGAAAGAGUGUCAAAAGGACAAAGUUGGGUUCCUAAACACUUCAUUGUGUCUUAUACCAAAGAAAAGGGUUGGGACUGUUCACCCAUUCAAAAGUGGGUCCAAAAUGCCCCUAUCGUUAUCAUGUAAUUUACAGCCUCUAUAUGUAUGUUUUAAAAUUAAUCGUUACAUGUUACAUAAGAAUUACUUCACUUUUGUUAGCACUAUGUACACCAAAGUUGGGAGUAGCCAAUGUAACUUGAGAAGUAUUUCUGAGAAUAUUUAUUAUAAAA
Cajanus cajan (pigeon pea) is the source of this 1385-nucleotide messenger RNA. RefSeq names its product oxysterol-binding protein-related protein 4C. Gene Ontology annotation, cellular component: cytosol; membrane. The record is from RefSeq and is a predicted model, not a curated record. NCBI's taxonomy places the organism in Eukaryota, Viridiplantae, Streptophyta, Magnoliopsida, Fabales, Fabaceae. Gene Ontology annotation, molecular function: sterol binding.